GAUGGCGGGUGGCGGUGAUUCCCAGCGGCGAGGUCAAGAGUCCCUGACCUCGAGCUGCAUGCACCUAGCGCCCGGGCUCCCCUCCGCGCGCCCUGCGCUCUGAGGGCGAUGAUCACGGACAGGGAGGCGCGCGCGGCGGGCGGCCAUAGGCCACGGCGCGGGGCGGGAGGGGGCGCGGCGAGGCCCGCGGCGGGGCAGAACCGGCCUGGGCCCUGGCGGUCGCCGGAGCGUGCGGCGUGGAUUUUGCCGGACUCGCCCCCAGCCCCGGAGCCGUUUAGGACCGGGAGACCGAACGCAGCGUCCAGCUGUGGAGCUUCGGCGGCUUGCUCUGGGUCCCGCGCUCGGGAAGCCGGACGCAGCGGGGGGACAACUGGCGGUGGCGUUGCCAGAGUGAGGAGGUCGCAGGCCGCGCUUGACGGGGCUCUUUGGUUUUUCUAGUCCUCCACCACGGAAGCAGGAGCUUGAUGCUUGGCCGUCAGAGACAUGAAUUACACACGGUUCAUCACGGCCGCGAGCGCAGCCAGAAACCCUUCUCCCAUCCGGGCCAUGACCGAUAUAUUGAGCAGAGGACCGAAAUCGAUGAUCUCCUUGGCUGGUGGCUUACCCAAUCCAAACAUGUUUCCUUUUAAGACUGCUGUGAUCGCUGUAGAAAACGGAAAGACCCUCCAAUUUGGAGAAGAGUUGAUGAAGAAAGCACUUCAGUAUUCUCCGACUGCUGGAAUUCCAGAGCUUGUGUCCUGGUUAAAACAGUUUCAAAUAAAAUUGCAUAAUCCUCCUACCAUCCAUUAUCCACCCAGUCAAGGACAAAUGGACCUGUGUGUCACAUCUGGCAGCCAACAGGGUCUUUGUAAGGUAUUUGAAAUGAUCAUUAACCCUGGAGAUAAUGUCCUCCUAGAUGAACCUGCUUAUUCAGGAACUCUUCAAGCUCUGCACCCACUGGGCUGCAACAUUAUUAAUGUUGCCAGUGAUGAAUAUGGGAUCGUUCCAGAUUCCCUCAGAGAUGUACUUUCCAGAUGGAAACCAGAAGAUUCAAAGAAUCCCAAGAAAAACACUCCCAAAUUGCUUUAUACUGUUCCAAAUGGUAACAACCCUACUGGAAACUCAUUAACAAGUGAACGCAAAAAGGAAAUCUAUGAGCUUGCAAGGAAAUAUGAUUUCCUCAUAAUAGAAGAUGAUCCUUACUAUUUUCUCCAGUUUAACAAGUUCAGGGCACCAACGUUUCUUUCCAUGGAUGUUGAUGGACGUGUCAUCAGAACUGACUCUUUUUCAAAAAUCCUUUCCUCUGGGUUGAGAAUAGGAUUUUUAACUGGUCCAAAACCCUUAAUAGAAAGAGUUAUUUUACACAUACAAGUUUCAACAAUGCACCCCAGCACUUUUAACCAGCUCAUGAUAUCACAGCUUCUACAUGAAUGGGGAGAAGAGGGUUUCAUGGCUCACGUAGACAGGGUUAUUGAUUUCUAUAGUAACCAGAAGGAUGCAAUAUUGGCAGCUGCAGACAAGUGGUUAACUGGUUUGGCAGAAUGGCAUGUUCCUGCUGCUGGAAUGUUUUUAUGGAUUAAAGUUAAAGGCAUUAAAGAUGUGUUAAUGCUCCCUGGAAAUGCUUUCUACGUGGAUAGCUCGGCUCCUAGCCCUUAUUUGAGAGCUUCCUUCUCUUCAGCUUCUCCGGAACAGAUGGAUGUGGCCUUCCAGGUAUUAGCACAACUUAUAAAAGAAUCUUUAUGAAGAAAUUUAACUAGGUUGGGCAUGGCGGCUCACGCCUCUAAUCCCGGCACAUUGGGAGGCUGAGGAGGGAGGAUCACUUGAGCCCAGGAAUUCAAGGCUGCAGUAAGCUAUGAUCACACCACUGCACUCUGGCCUGGGUGGCAGAAUGAGACCCUGUCUCUAAAAAAAGAGAAGGAAAGAAAUCCAACUAAUCACGCUGCUCAUAGAUUUUCCCAAUACAUUUUUUGUUUUGGCAGGAAGAAAUGAACACUGGCAUUAGACUUACAGAUUGAAUUUCCUCAAACAUGUCCUUUCUAGUAGUUCAACUAGACACCUUUUAAAGUGCCUCUAAAUUCAUCAGAUGGCCACAGUGUAUUUAUAAUCCACUCAUGCUUUUGAAAAAUGUUCAACCUGUACAAAUUUCUUGGAUUUAUUAUAAAGAACUUUAUAGUUGCUUUAUAAUUUCCCAUAAAUUGUCUUUGAAACUAACAUUUUACACUGAAUUAUUUUGAGAGUUUAAAGAAAUAAUUAAGUUCAAAAUGGUAUAUAGUGUGUCCUUUUUCUACUUUUAGGAAAAUUUAAUGAGAGCUUAUUGCAAAAAUUGUUAUAAUUUGAUCAUUGUAAGUGACUUUUAGUAAAAGUACCAUAAACAUAUGUCCUGCCACAGAAAUUCCUUUAAAAUAAAAUUCUUAUACCUAAA
Molecule: messenger RNA, 2401 nt
Organism: Callithrix jacchus (white-tufted-ear marmoset)
Lineage: Eukaryota; Metazoa; Chordata; Mammalia; Primates; Cebidae
Gene: AADAT
Product: aminoadipate aminotransferase
Biological process (GO): biosynthetic process
Molecular function (GO): pyridoxal phosphate binding; L-kynurenine:2-oxoglutarate transaminase activity
Source: RefSeq, a predicted model, not a curated record